AUGAUGAAGAGAUUUGAGUUUGAGCGGGAGAUGGCGCGUGUGCUACUGCACGUGUCACGGGAGCAACCGAUUCCCAAGCCGGCGGCCGGCCGCGGUGACAACACGCCCGAGCGGGCGUUCGUGUGCAAGACGUGCGACCGCGUGUUCCCGUCGUUCCAGGCGCUGGGCGGCCACCGCGCCAGCCACAAGAAGCCUCGGCUGGACGGCGACGGCGACCUCAAGCCCAAGAUGCAUGGCUGCUCCGUCUGCAGCCUCGAGUUCGCCGUCGGCCAGGCGCUUGGUGGCCACAUGAGGCGUCACCGUGCCAUGCUUGCAGGAGGCCGUGGCGUCGCGACGUCACCGCCAGCAACAACUAUCAACAAGCCCGUCGUCGGUAGCAAGCGCGUGCUCUGGCUCGACCUGAACCACCCUCCAUGCGAUGAUGGCGGGAGCAUCGAGGCUGAUCACAGCGAGUGCGGCCAUGACACCGCCACCGCCGGGUACACGUUCCACCAGUUCCUGGCUACCGGCAUUUCUUAG
Messenger RNA from Triticum dicoccoides, 519 nucleotides. Its product is annotated as zinc finger protein ZAT12-like. The coding region runs from base 1 to 519 and encodes 172 amino acids. The record is from RefSeq and is a predicted model, not a curated record. NCBI's taxonomy places the organism in Eukaryota, Viridiplantae, Streptophyta, Magnoliopsida, Poales, Poaceae. The transcript has a single exon.